AGCACACGCCGUCAGCCUACCUGGCACAGAUGAGGAUGAAUACCGGGGAAAGACUGGGCACAGUCACCGAGAUGUAUCCUCCCACCAUCACUGAGUUGGUGGACAUAGCAGCCAGCUCUCACCAGAAGGAUUUCUGUGUGAGUAUGGACCAGGCGUUGUUCCAGCCAUUCCCAUCGGAGGUGGUCUUUCAGCAGUUCCAGCCUCAGCAGACAUACGAGUUUCCCCUCAACUUUAGAAACAACGACAGA
Messenger RNA from Geodia barretti, 248 nucleotides. The record is from the annotation of a GenBank genome assembly. Lineage: Eukaryota; Metazoa; Porifera; Demospongiae; Tetractinellida; Geodiidae.